AAAAUGUGAAACAACAUAUGAGAACUGGUUCUCAUGGUUCUCAACCUAUUUGUGGUUCUCAUUUGAUUAUCCCCUUACGUAUGUGUAUAGAUAUGCGACUAUGCGGGUGUGUAUAUUUAUAAUUCUAAUUAUUAUUUGAACUGCUGUAUCACCUCUUUACAUUGCGAUACCACUAUAUGAAAUCACAGUCCUGACCGCUGUAACACCAUAGAUUUUAAGAAAGCCUUCACUUAAGUUAAGACUGCUGCUGGAUUCUUAUGUUGCUCACAUGAGUAUUAUGAGUGCGUACAAGCAGGAAUUAUUCAGCGGGAGGACCUCCAUGCAGUAAUAUUCAAUGGGCCGUCCCGAACCUUCUGUGUUGUUCGCGCAGACAUUUGCUCAUGCGCACCUUGAUGAAUAUGUUGAUGAGGUGAUAUUUUCUGAACCUGUUAUAGUCAGCGCUUGUGAGUUCCUUGAGCAGAGCUCUUCCUCGUUGUCACCAGCAGUAACACUUAUGGGGGCCACUUCACCUCCUUCAUUUGCUUUAGAGGUUUUUGUUCAUUGUGAAGGGGAGACAAGGUUUAGGCGGCUAUGUCAGCCUUUUCUGUAUUCUCCUUCUUCUUCAAAUAUCUUGGAAGUUGAGGCACUUGUAACAAGUCAUUUGGUUGUGAGGGGAAGUUACCGCAGUCUUAGCUUGGUCAUAUAUGGAAACACUGGGGAAGAUCUAGGGCAAUUCAACAUAGAAGUUGAUCUAGACAGCUCUUUGACAAACACAGUGUCCAUUGUUGAGGGCAACCUUGAAGACCUCCCUACUGCACUAAAUCCUGUCAAGUCGGCCAUCGAGGAACCCAUUUACCCUCUGAAGUCACUGUCUCUUUUACCCAUUGCAUCAGAUUUAUCAGUUGAGAUGAAGCAGGUUCUACAGCUAUCUUUUAAAAUAUUAGAGAUGCCAAAUGCAGGAGAUGCUUUGAAUACAGUUGUUAAUUCUCUUGUAACUACGGCAACCACAUAUUCAACUCAAAGCUUGCAAUGUGCAUCUGCAAGCCAUGAACAACUUACAGAGGGUGGAUUGGUUGAUCGUGGAGAAUCUUAUCGUGACCUUAGUCAAGUCAGAAAAGAUCUCCUUGAUAUAUUUAGCAGCCUUCAGACUACCACAGAAAAUUCAUUGCCUGAAAGUUUGACAGAGAACAUUUUUCUUGAGUCUGAGGGUGAUUUGGUUACUUCCAAACAGUUGGUGGAUACUUUAAGGCAACACUAUCACACUUUGUGUAAUUCAGAAAGUUUCGUACGUGCUCAGCUUCCACAGAGCAAGCUUCUCAUGGCAUGGCUGAGUGCUGCGCUUCUAUUGUGUUCUUGUAAAGAGAGUUGCUUCAACUUUGUUAAUGGUGGGGGAAUGAAGCAGCUUUGUGACAUCUUUUGCAAAAAUGAGCAUUCUAGUGCUGCUACACUAAUGCUUCUUGGAGUUGUGGAGCAGGCCACUAGGAAUUCUAUUGGGUGUGAAGGAUUCCUAGGUUGGUGGCCUCGGGAAGAUGAUAAGAUUCCUGUUGGCAUCAGUGAAGGUUACAAUCAAUUACUUAAGUUGGUAAUGCAAAAACAGCGUCAUGACAUUGCUUCUCUUGCCACCUACAUUCUCCAUCGGAUGCGUUUUUAUGAAGUUGCUUCAAGAUAUGAGUUUGCUGUACUACGUGUGCUGGGAGGUUUUUCUUCUGUUGGUAAUGUUGUGUCCAUCACUAUGGACAUGCUUGCAAGUGCUAAACUCCAACUCAAAAAGCUUCUUAAAUUAAUAACUUCUAGGGCACUAGUUGAAGAUCCUUCUCCAGUCGCAUGCACAAGCAGAUCACUGAUUUUUGGUGAAACGGAUGGUCUUUUGUCAUACAAAGCUACUAGCAGGUUGAUUACUUUGUCAAAUUGUCGCUUUUCAGAUCAGGAUAUUGACUCGCACCUGCUUUUUCUUCUUAAGGAAAGGGGUUUUCUUCCUCUGUCUGCAGCACUUCUAUCAUCUUCUACACUGCGCUCUGAAGUGGGGCAUGCUAUGGAUUUGUUUAUGGAUAUCACAUCAUACAUUGCAUCCAUAAUUCUUUCACUUGUUUUUUGUCGCUCAGGCUUAAUGUUCCUUCUGCUUGACCCUGAGCUUUCGACGACGGUAAUUCUUGCUCUAAGAGGAUCUGAUUUGAGGAUGCAAGAGUCCAUUCCUCUUCGUUAUGCAUCUGUCUUGAUAUCCAAGGGCUUUUUUUGUCGUCCACGUGAAAUUGGAAUGGUUAUGAAGACACAUUUGAGGGUGAUGAACGUGAUAGAUCGUCUGAUUACAUCACAACAGCAUUCUGAAGAACUUCUAUGGGGUUUAUGGGAGCUUUGCUGUCUUUCCAGGUCUGAUUGUGGGCGCCAGGCUUUGUUGGCUAUAGGACAUUUUCCAGAGGCUAUCUCAGUUUUGAUUGCUGCAUUGCAUUCUGUCAAAGAAUUGGAACCAGUUUCUGUGAAUAGCGGAAAUUCACCACUGAAUCUUGCCAUCUUUCACUCUGCUGUUGAGAUUUUUGAAGUCAUUGUUCUUGAUUCCACGGCAUCAUCUCUGAGCUCCUGGAUUGAACAUGCCAAGGAACUUCACAAGGCCUUGCAUUCUUCCUCUCCUGGGUCCAACAGAAAAGAUGCUCCUACUAGGCUUUUGGAAUUGAUAGACGGUGGUGUGGUUUAUCAUAAGAACGGGGCUAUUGGCCUUCUGCGGUAUGCUGCAGUGUUAGCUUCUGGAGGAGAUGCACACAUGGCAGCGACAAACAUUCUAGCCUGUGAUGAAAUGGACGUUGAUAAUGUUGUUGGCGAUGUUUCUGGAAGUUAUGAUGGAAACGUGAUUGAUAAUCUAUUAGGGAAACCUAUUACUGAGUCAAGGUUUCUUGGUUUUACUCUUCGCGAUUCCUCUGUGGCUCAGCUGAUGACAACUUUCCGGAUCUUGAACUUCAUCUCAGAUAAUUCGGUUGUUGCCGGUGCUUUAUAUGAUGAAGGUGCUGUAAUGGUUAUUCAUGCAGUUGUUAUCAAUUGCAAGCUGAUGCUUGAGAAGUCCUCAAACAACUAUGAUUACCUUGUCGAUGAGGGUACAGAAUGCAAUACUACUUCGGAUAUAUUGCUUGAACGUAAUCGCGAGCAGAGUGUAGUUGACCUAUUAGUUCCUUGUCUAUCGCUGCUGAUAAAUCUGUUGCACAAGUUAAAGGAGGCAAAGGAGCAACACAGAAACAAAAAGCUCGUGAAGGCUCUUCUACAUUUGCAUCGAGAACUGAGCCCCAAGUUAGCCGCCUGUGCAGUUGAUUUAUCUUACCCCUAUCCUGAUCUUGCACUUCGAUUUGAAGCUGUAUGCCAUCUUCUUGCCUCCGCACUUGCUUGUUGGCCUGUAUAUGGUUGGACUCCUACUCUUUUUCAUUUUCUUCUCGACAGUCUUCAUGCUACUUCAUUGUUGGCAAUGGGUCCAAAGGAAACUUGCAGUUUGCUUUUUCUAUUGAACGAUCUUUUACCUGAUGAAGGCGCCUCACUUUGGAAGAAUGGAAUGCCCAUGUUGAGUACCUUCCGUCAGUUGGCUGUUGGAACGCUAUUAGGCCCUGAGAAGGAGAGAGAGAUCAACUGGUACUUACAGGCUGGACACAAGGAGAAGCUCAUUGGGCAGUUGACACCAAUGCUUCACAAGAUUGCGGAGAUCGUUUUACAUUGUGCUAUUAGUGCAUUGGUUGUUAUACAAGACAUGUUGCGGAUUUUUAUUAUACGUAUGGCUUGUGUACAUGCUGAUAGUGCUGCCAUACUCUUGCGGCCCAUGAUACUCUGGAUCGAUGAAUGGCUAGCGGAGUCAUCUACAUUAACUGAUACAGAUGCUUAUAAAGUUUGCAGAUUGCUUGAUUUUCUUGCUAGCUUACUUGAGCAUCCAUGUGCGAAGCCUAUACUGUUGAGUGAAGGGGCUAUACAGAUGAUAUCUAAAGUGCUCAAAAGUUCUGCUGAUGUCUUUAACUCAGAUGCCAAGCAAUUGCUGGAGAACAGGAGCUCUACCAAACUUCCUCAACUUAGUUGGUGCAUCCCUGCAUCUAGGUCCAUUUCCCUAAUAUCUGAGUCUAGGACGUAUUUUUCACCUUCUGGGCUUGAUAGGCACAACGCAAAGAUAUUGACUAAGGAGGAUUGUUCAUUGCUUUUAUUCCAUCUUCUCAGGCUUAUCAAGGUUCUACCUGUUGGAAGAGAGUUAGUUGCUUGUCUUCUGGCCUUCAAAGAUUUAGGUUCCUCGUCUGAAGGUCGAAGUGGCUUGCUCUCUGUUUUCUUGCAUGUUCAAUCAUCGUAUGGUGAAGAAUCUGAACCUGAGAGCAGACAAGUAAUUGAUGGGAAGUUUGAUCUUCUUGAAUUGAACAAUAAUCCUCUGUUAUUCUGCUGGAGAACCUUAUUGAACUAUAUUGAAAUGGAGGAUGUUCCAUCAGUAUCUGCCAUUGAGGCUGUUGAGGCACUUUCAUCAGGAGCUUUAAGCUUUUGCAUGGAUAAGAGCUUGAACCUAAAGAUGGUUGAUGCAGUGAAAUACCUCUUUGGAAUUCCUUGUGGUGUAAGUGGUGCAGAUAACUCAUCUGAGGAUAACAUCAAGUACAUGCUUAAGUUGACAUCCUUGCUGAACAAUGACGAACAUGCAACUUCGCGUCAGGUUAAAGAACAUGCAAACUCGCUGUUGCUUUUGCUUCAAAGGCCAAGUGAAUCAGAUGACGUUGUUUCUAGUAUUUUUCAGUCAUUGUCAAGUGAACUUCAAGGCCCUUCAAAGAUACAAAAGAUUUCAAAUUUUAGCAUUGACAGGGUUGAACAUUACAAUUUAGACAGCUAUGCGGAUAAGUUUAUGUGGGAGUGCCCUGAAAAUUUGCGAGAUAGGUUCUCUCAGACUGGUCAAUCUCUUAGAAGGAAACUUACCCCACUGGAAGCGGGGGCAAGCAGGCGCCCCAGGGUAGAUAACUCCCCUGCUGAGAAUAUGAGCCAAAGUGCAUUUUCUCGGGGUUCUGGACAGUUUGCUGCUCCUUCGGGCCCUACUCGUAGGGACACCUUUAGGCUCCGGAAACCCAACACUAGCAGGCCUCCUUCUAUGCAUGUCGAUGACUAUGUUGCUAGAGAGAGAAAUGUUGAUGGUACUACUAGUUCUAAUGUAAUUGCAGUUCCACGUAUAGGCUCUAGUAGUGGGAGACCACCUUCUAUUCAUGUCGAUGAAUUUAUGGCUCGAGAAAGGGAGCGGCAGAAUCCUGCAGGAAUGGCGGGCAGUAUGCAAGUGAAAAACGCACCUCCUGAAAAUGACCCAGAUGCAGAAAAGAUGAAUAAAUCUACGCAGUUGAGACCGGAUCUGGAUGACGAUCUCCAGGGACUCAAUAUAGUCUUCGGUGGUGAAGAGUCAGAAUCUGAUGACGGACUGCCGUUUCCUCAGCCAGAUGAUAAUUUACAGCAACCUGCAUCUGUCAUUGAUGAGCAAAAUUCUCCUCAUUCGAUUGUUGAAGAAACUGAAAGCGAUGUCAAUGAAAGCAGUCACCUUUCUCAUUUGGGUACACCUUUGGCAUCAAAUUUUGAUGAAAGUAAUCAGAGCGAUUUUUCAUCGCGGAUAUCGGUGUCACGUCCAGAAAAGUCUUUAACUCGUGAACCAAGUAUUUCUUCAGAGAAAAAGUAUUUUGAGCCUGAGGAUUCAAGAAACGGUCAGAUGACCUCCGGUGCGUUAAGCUCUGCUAAAAUGGAGAAAUCUUCUGGCUUUUCAUCUUCAGCUAACAUUAAGAACUCUAAAUCAUCGACACAAGGUUUAGCUGAUAGCAGGAUGCCUCCUAUUUUGUGUUCUAAUACCAGUCUUGGCCAAGCUGGCAAUGCAUCUUUAUCUGCUGCUUCUAAAGAAUUUUAUGAGCAAAAAUUCCCGUUGACCCAACCUCCUCUUCCUCCAAUGCCCCCACCACCUACCAUCUCACCCGUACAUCCUAAAACUCUGGAUUCAAAUCAGUCGACUCAUUUCCAGAACUCCAUGCGUGAUGUGCAGCCCCCACUGCCCCCUGGCUUUCAUCAGGUUCACUCUGAAUAUGCAAGGGCGUCCCUCCCUUCUUCUGGUGGGUCUGUGAGGCCUCAACCUCCUCUUCCUCCUACCCCACCUCCUUAUACCGCAGCAGCUUCUUUAUCAUCUUUACGAACAUCUACACCUCCAUCGUCAGCAUAUAGUCAGUCAAAUAUUGGAUCUUCUGAUUUGAUGCAGGGUUUUGCCCCUUCAAACAUGACAAAUCUUUCUGGAUCUGGAGCACUUCUUACUUCUUAUCCUCCACCUCCAUUGAUGCCUCCGAUGCUUUUUAACAGGCCUGGGAUUCCUUUUAACCUUUAUGGAACUAAUCCACCCUCAAAUCAGGGAGAAAACCAUUCUAAUCUUUCACAAAGUUUUCCCAUUGCUUUAUCUUCCAUACAGCCUCUUACUCAGUUGCAGCCAUUGCAGCCUCCCCAACUCCCUCGGCCACCCCAGCCACCGCAGCAUCUUAGGCCACCGAUUCCGGCUUCAACACAGUCGGAGCAAGGCAUGCCUUCUUCUGUUCAGAUGCAAGUACAGCAAUUGCAGAUGGUUCAACCAGCUCUAGGUUCUCCGGCUCAUGUAUAUUAUCAAACAAUGCAACAAGAGAACUUUCCACAUACUCAGCAACAGCAACAGCAACAGCAACAACAGCAACAUCGAUUGGAUCCCCAACCACAAGUCCAGCAUCAACAAGGGAGUAGUAGUAGUAACCAUCAACAGCAAGAUGCUAGUGCAUUGUCACUACAGCACGUUUUCAGUUCCCCCGAGGCUAUUCAGGAUCUAUUAGGUGAUCGGGACAAACUCGUCCAGCUUCUGGAGCAGCACCCAAAGUUGAUGCAAAUGCUGCAGGACAAACUGCAUGGUUGACAUCUCAAAGAGAAGUGGUUGGAGGUACUUGGGUUUUUAUGUUAAAUUUUGUUUUUCACCAGGAACUGAAUCAAAACAUUAGGAAGCAUGAGUUGUGUUCUUUUGAGCAUCAGCUGAUGUAUACAUUCCUGUACUAUUUAUUGUUGUACAUUAUUCUUAUUAUUUUGGCAUGAAACUGUAAUUAACGGCU
Cynara cardunculus var. scolymus (artichoke) is the source of this 7052-nucleotide messenger RNA. RefSeq lists its product as uncharacterized. The transcript is spliced from 28 exons. The coding region runs from base 335 to 6862 and encodes 2175 amino acids. NCBI's taxonomy places the organism in Eukaryota, Viridiplantae, Streptophyta, Magnoliopsida, Asterales, Asteraceae. Gene Ontology annotation, molecular function: RNA binding. The record is from RefSeq and is a predicted model, not a curated record. Gene Ontology annotation, cellular component: RNA N6-methyladenosine methyltransferase complex.